CUCCCAGGGAGGGCCCUGCCUCCCCCCUCGGCUCUCUCGUAGUCUGGCGGCCCCGGGGCUUCCUGACAGCCCUGGGCUGAGUCCCUUCCCAUCCGGGACCCUCCCCCUCGCCCUCCGAGGAGGCGCGGACCCUGCCGCUGCAUUCCCCUGAAAAGGGGGCUGCAUUCUGCCGUCUCCUCACGCCCACAGAGACAGCCGAGAGCUGCACGGUCUUGUUUUGCCCUCUUUUCCAACUCUUAGGGAGCCUUCUGACCUCCUCCGCCAGUUCCUACGGGUCUCUGCCCUUUCCCCCGUCCACGCUCGCAGGGAGACACCCCUCAGCCCCACUCAGCCUGGGCCUGGGUCGCUGCCUGCGGGGCCGGGGGCCCUUCCCGACCGGCCCUCCGCUCUGAUACCCCUCACCCUCCGUCCUCUUCCCCUCGGGCCCCUGGCACCCCUUGCAGCCCCCGCCUAACCAGGGGCCAUGGAUACGCCCCACCGCGGGAUGUGAGCCCCUUUCACUGUAAUGCUGUGGCUGGCCUUUGGCCCCUUGCCUGCCAUGGAGAACCAGGUGCUGGUGAUUCGCAUCAAGAUUCCAAAUAGGGGCGCCGUGGACUGGACGGUGAACUCCGGCCCGCAGCUGCUCUUCAGGGAUGUGCUGGAUGUGAUAGGCCAGGUUCUGCCUGAAGCAACAACCACAGCAUUUGAAUAUGAAGAUGAAGAUGGUGAUCGAAUUACAGUGAGAAGUGAUGAAGAAAUGAAGGCAAUGCUGUCAUAUUACUAUUCCACAGUAAUGGAACAGCAAGUAAAUGGACAGUUAAUAGAGCCUCUACAGAUCUUUCCAAGAGCCUGCAAGCCUCCUGGGGAACGGAACAUACAUGGCCUGAAGGUGAAUACCCGGGCCGGACCCUCUCAACACAGUAGCCCAGCAGGCUCAGAUGCACUUCCAAGCAAUAGCUUAAAGAAGUCUUCUGCUGAACUGAAAAAAAUAUUAGCCAAUGGUCAGAUGAAUGAACAAGACAUACGGUAUCGAGACACUCUUGGUCAUGGCAACGGAGGCACAGUCUACAAAGCAUAUCACGUCCCAAGUGGGAAAAUCCUAGCUGUAAAGGUCAUACUACUAGAUAUUACACUGGAACUUCAAAAGCAAAUUAUGUCUGAAUUGGAAAUUCUUUAUAAGUGUGAUUCAUCGUAUAUCAUAGGAUUUUAUGGUGCAUUUUUUGUAGAAAACAGGAUUUCUAUAUGUACAGAAUUCAUGGAUGGAGGAUCUUUGGAUGUAUAUAGAAAAAUUCCAGAGCAUGUUCUUGGAAGGAUUGCAGUAGCAGUUGUUAAAGGCCUUACCUAUCUGUGGAGUUUAAAGAUUUUACAUAGAGAUGUGAAGCCCUCCAAUAUGCUAGUAAACACCAGAGGGCAGGUCAAGCUGUGUGAUUUUGGAGUUAGCACUCAGCUGGUGAAUUCUAUAGCCAAGACGUAUGUUGGAACAAAUGCUUAUAUGGCACCUGAAAGAAUUUCAGGGGAGCAGUAUGGAAUCCAUUCUGAUGUCUGGAGCUUAGGAAUCUCAUUCAUGGAGCUUGCUCUUGGGAGGUUUCCAUAUCCUCAGAUUCAGAAAAACCAGGGAUCUUUAAUGCCUCUCCAGCUUCUGCAGUGCAUUGUUGAUGAGGAUUCGCCCGUCCUUCCGGUUGGAGAGUUCUCCGAGCCAUUUGUACAUUUCAUCACUCAGUGCAUGCGAAAACAGCCAAAAGAAAGGCCGGCACCUGAGGAAUUGAUGGGCCACCCGUUCAUCAUGCAGUUCAACGAUGGAAACGCCACCGUGGUGUCCAUGUGGGUGUGCAGGGCACUGGAGGAGAGGCGGAGCCAGCAGGGGCCCCCCUGAGGCCUCAGAGGGGUGCUGAAAGCCCAGGACUGGUCUCCCAGGGGAAACCCCACCUGUCACGCCCCUUCCCAGUUGCUGUCUGCAGCAGAAGAGCUUUGCUGGGCCCGAGCUUCCCUGCUCUCACCUUCAACUCUGCCAGCAGUGCCCUUGCCUGGGGAGCCAUCACCGGCCAGCCCUGGCCGGGGUGAAGCCCUGCCCCCUCCGGUCUGGAGGCACUGACUGAGGGAAGGGUAGAGGGGUGGAGGCGUUGAGAAUAGAGGCUCCUGUGCCCCCACCCCUCUUCCUUUUUCCUAACAUUUUUAUUUGGAAAGGGUCAAGCGCCAUCAGCAUCACUGAUGGGAAUAAAAGUGUUACUGCUUUGUGACUGCC
Molecule: messenger RNA, 2221 nt
Organism: Miniopterus natalensis
Lineage: Eukaryota; Metazoa; Chordata; Mammalia; Chiroptera; Miniopteridae
Gene: MAP2K5
Product: mitogen-activated protein kinase kinase 5
Biological process (GO): protein phosphorylation
Molecular function (GO): protein binding; ATP binding; protein kinase activity
Source: RefSeq, a predicted model, not a curated record